AUGUUCUCUGCCAUGCUGAUGGACGCCUACCGCGAUGAACGCCCCGGGAUCCGCAUCGCCUAUAGGACGGACGCUCAACUUCUGAAUCAACGGCGGAUGCACUUCCAAUCGCGCAUAUCCACAACCACCGUUCACGAACUUCUCUUCGCCGACGACUUCGCCCUGAACACCACCUCGGAAGGGGAGACACAAUGGAGCAUGGACCUCUUCUCUGCCGCCCGCGAGAAAGUCGGUCUGGUCAUUAACACGCAGAAGACGGUGGUGAUGCAUCAGAAAAUGAAGAUGCGAUCACUGGGCCAAGAAAAUUAUUUGCCUGACGUUUCGGAUUCUUACUCGAAUCCAUCAUCAGAGACAUUCGCAGAUAGAGGUGAAGGUAUUGGACAGGACAGACUACAAUCAAAAAGUCAAAAGCUUGUUGGAGGGUCGUCAGUCCUAUGUCCCAUGCGAAUCAAACCCCAUGAAAACGCUGACACGCGAGACUAA
Spirometra erinaceieuropaei is the source of this 483-nucleotide messenger RNA. The record is from the annotation of a GenBank genome assembly. Lineage: Eukaryota; Metazoa; Platyhelminthes; Cestoda; Diphyllobothriidea; Diphyllobothriidae.